AUGGCCGACAGACAGUUAUCGUCCGCCUCGUCGUCGAGGCGGCAAAAACAGCCAACCGAUGGUGCCGUCGGGCAGUUCGUCAUCGACAAGGAGAUUGGAAAGGGUAGCUUCGCCCAGGUCUACUCUGGCCGGCACAAGGUCACGGGCGCCCUGGUCGCCAUCAAGUCCGUAGAGCUCAGUCGCUUGAACAAGAAACUAAAGGAAAACCUGUACGGCGAAAUCAAGAUCCUCAAGACGUUGCGCCACCCACAUAUCGUUGCCCUUCAUGACUGUGUCGAGUCGGCCACGCACAUCAACUUGAUUAUGGAAUACUGCGAGCUUGGUGAUCUGUCGUUAUUUAUUAAGAAGCGGGAGAAGCUGAUCACACACUCGGCUACCCGUGAUAUUGCCCGCAGGUAUCCCAUUGAGCACAACCAAGGUUUGCACGAGGUUAUCACCCGCCAUUUCCUCAAGCAGCUCGCAAGUGCGCUCAAGUUUUUGAGGGAAGGAAACUUUGUUCACCGAGAUGUCAAACCACAGAACCUGCUGCUGCUGCCGUCGCCGCUCUUUCGGGAAACUCACCAUUCGGCCAAGCAAAUCUUGAGUGCUAGUUACGACUCGCUGAUGCCAGCAGCAGGACUUCCGUCGCUGCCUAUGCUCAAGCUUGCCGACUUCGGCUUUGCUCGCGUGUUGCCCUCGACGUCACUCGCUGAGACGCUGUGUGGGUCACCGCUCUACAUGGCCCCUGAGAUUCUCCGGUAUGAACGGUACGAUGCCAAAGCGGAUCUGUGGUCGGUGGGCACCGUUCUGUAUGAGAUGGCGACAGGGAGACCUCCCUUUAGGGCCGGGAAUCAUGUGGAGCUGCUUAGGAAGAUAGAAGCUGCUGAGGACCAGGUCAAGUUUCCUCGCGAGAGCGUGGUCAGUCCGGAGUUGAAGAGCCUCGUCCGAGCUCUCCUGAAGCGGAAUCCCGUGGAACGGAUCAGCUUCGCCGACUUUUUCAACCACACCGUCAUCACAGGGCCCAUCCCCAAUCUCCACGAGGAUGACCUCCCGAAGCCGGAACCACAGCAGGUGAAGGAGACAGUGCGGCCCGAAGGGUCACUGUCUCUAUCACGUCGGGAUUCCCAGCGUGGCAAAGCGGCCACAGGCGUUCUGUCCUCCCCCAGGCCUCGGCCAUCAUCGCCACUGGCGACACCGAUCGAGAAACCGAACCCACUGGAGCAAGUGCCAGGUCCUCGUGCUGGCUUGAGCUACUCGCCUGCUGGAGAUGGGUUGGGAAUUACCCGCCGGCCAGCUGUUCAGCCAUCUACUUCAGCGCCAGCCCGCCCCGUCAUGUACGUGGACCGCUCUCGAGCAAACUCGACCGCCUCGCAGAGACCACCACGAGAAUCCAUCGUGCCGGACCCUUCACAAACCCUUGCAUCGCAACCUCGACCAAAGAGCAGGCCGACCAAGCCCCUGACAGAGGAGGAGAAGGCUGCUCAGGAUGUUGCUUUGGAGCGUGACUACAUCUUCAUCGACAAGAAGGGCGUGGAGGUCAAUGCACUGGCUGACCAAAUCUCCAUGUACCCGCAAUCGGUCCCCAAGUCGGGUCAGAUUGUUCGGCGCGCUACCCAGCAAGGGCACCCAACAUCAACGACUGGUGCUGUUUCCGCCCGAAACAACCACCUUCGACAAGGGUCAUAUGACAAGCCACUCUCUAGCAGCCCCGGCUCGACAACUUCUGCCAUCUCCAAGGCAAUUCAGGACGCCAGUCUUCGGCUUUUUGGGUUCAACGUGGCGCCUCAUCUGCUCAGCAAGGGCCAGUCUCCGCCCCAGAUCUACAGCCCUUUCCCGGCAUACCCGACGCCCUCUGCACCGGCCGGGCUGAUCUCGGAUGGGAAGCACACCACGCCGGUGGACGAGGAUUCCCGCGUGGCCCAGUGCAUUGAGGAUUGGGCCACCCGAAGCGAUGUGGUCUAUGGCUUUGCCGAGGUCAAGUACAAGCAACUUGUUCCAUUGGCCCCUUCCAUGGAUUAUGGCCUUGGCGGCGUUCCUGCCGACAAGAUGGAGGAAGAAGAUGGCCUCACCCUCGAGGCAACAGUCUCUCUAUCAGAAGAGGCCCUGGUAUUGUACGUCAAGGCGCUGUCUCUUCUUGCCAAAUCCAUGGACAUUGCUAGCCUAUGGUGGACACGCAAGAGCAGGUCGGACAACAGCAACAGCAUCCACUCAGCCGCUCGCGACUCGGUUAACAGCCAGGCGUUGGCACUGAAGAUCAAUAGGGUGGUCCAGUGGAUCCGGUCCCGGUUCAACGAGGUCUUGGAGAAGGCUGAGAUUGUGCGGUUAAAACUCAUCGAGGCUCAAAAGCAGCUUCCCGAAGAUCACCCCAGCCACCCCAGCAAUCAUCAAACCGAGGUCAGCUCGGUGACGGGUGCCGAAGGAGUCAUCCUUUCGCCAGGUAUCAGCGCCGAGAAGCUCAUGUACGACCGCGCCGUUGAGAUGAGUAGAACUGCAGCCAUCAACGAGAUUGCGAGCGAAGACCUCCCCGGCUGCGAGAUAUUCUAUUCGACUGCGAUUCGCAUGCUCGAGGCUGUCUUGGAUAGCGAUGACGACCAUCUUCCCAAGCGCAGGAUAUCAACCUCGUCUAGGGACGAAAAGGCUGAAGCUGCUGUCCGCGAGGACACCUCCGAGAUGAGCAGCGAGGACAAGCAGUCUAUUCAGAAGAGUGAGCAGAUUUACCUCCUUUGUAUUGGUUACCGUACUAACAGCUUGACAGUGAUCCAGAUGGUUAAAGCACGUCUCGCAAACCUCCAGAAGAAGAUGCUUGCCAUCUCUCGAGCUCAACAGCAGCAGCAACAGGACAUAAUUUCUGUCAGACGUCGUAGCGGCGAGAUGGCACCACGCAGUGUCCCGGUCUGA
Podospora anserina S mat+ is the source of this 2877-nucleotide messenger RNA. RefSeq lists its product as uncharacterized. The transcript is spliced from 2 exons. The coding region runs from base 1 to 2877 and encodes 958 amino acids. Gene Ontology annotation, cellular component: autophagosome; cytoplasm. Gene Ontology annotation, biological process: autophagosome organization; protein autophosphorylation; autophagy. Gene Ontology annotation, molecular function: ATP binding; protein serine/threonine kinase activity. Lineage: Eukaryota; Fungi; Ascomycota; Sordariomycetes; Sordariales; Podosporaceae. The record is from RefSeq and is a predicted model, not a curated record.